Messenger RNA from Cercopithifilaria johnstoni, 1725 nucleotides. Lineage: Eukaryota; Metazoa; Nematoda; Chromadorea; Rhabditida; Onchocercidae. The record is from the annotation of a GenBank genome assembly.
AUGGGUAAGAAGAAGAAAGAAAUUCAAGUGCCAGGAUUACCAGAGCCAUGGAAAGCAUAUUAUUCGGAGAAAAGAGAGCGAAUAUUUUAUUUCAAUACGGAAAUGAAACAGACAACAUGGGAAAUGCCGGUUGAGAACAAACCUUCGAGACAGUCUGAUCUGUCUCCGAAACAACCAGAUGCACAACACCAACAAGGAAUUUCAGAUGUGCUAGAAAAAAGAAAUCUUACCUCUCGAAGAAGAGAGUCAUGGGGAGUUGGCGGGAGGAGAAUGUCAGAUAAACUUGAUUGUUUGCAUGGCUUGAAUACAAAUGAAACAAGUGAAGAGCUGAUGGAAAUCGAUGAAAUUGAAAUAAACUGUCAUGGAGAGCCGAUGGAAAUCGAUAUCGUUGUUGAAGAAAUACAAGCUUUUCGUCGGGAACACUUUUUGCACCCAAAUCUAUUUGCCAAAGUUUCUGUUUCUGCGGCACCGUUUUUUCAUAAUAAUGCGGGAGCUCGUGAAACAACCGAAAAUACUAAUAUGGUGCUUUUAGUUUUUGACACGAGUUGCCUUCUCCAAGAUACAGCACUAUUGCCAAUGUGCAUCCAAAAAUUGUACUGGUCACUUAUUCCAUAUACAGUUCUCCAGGAAUUAGACGGCUUGAAGAAAGCAAAAUCUGCUGAACUGCGAUCCAAAGCCGUGAAAACAAUUGGUUAUCUACAUGAUUGUGUAAAGCGUGGAUGCAGUUAUCUGUUUAUAGAAAAUACUUUUGAGGCUUCAAAUGGUAUGGAGGAAUUCGGAUGCCAGAAUAACGACGAUAUAAUUUUGAAAUGUGCAUUUGCAACUGCCAGAAAAUACGAGAAUGAACCAGUUUGUGUGGUAUUUGUUACAAAUGACAAGAAUCUUGCAAUCAAAGCAGCAGCACAUAAUAUUAAAACGGCUGACAGAAAUGAGUUGUUGCAUUUGCUAACAACUGAUCCAUUAAGAGGUAAAAGUCAGCAGAUCGUGAUAAGAAAUAAUCGAAAGAUCUCGCCAUCGGACUUCUCGUUCACUCUUGUUGAUAAGCCAUCAUCAUCGGUUAUUAAAAAUGUGGAAGUUGAUGCACUCAAAAAGAUUGUAGACUGUUUACCUGCGCCACUUGGAUGCCGUUCUUCAUCACCAUCAUUUACACUUUCACCUCAAAAGAGAGAAAUUCCUUCGUGUAAUAGCUCAGUUUCAUCAAUAGAGGGCGGUAGCAAAGAUGAAUCCGGAAACUUUAUGCGUUUUAAAGAGGGAAGCUGUGGAGUGUCAGAUUUAGUCAAGCAUCGUGAGGUUCAUCAACAGCGACGAAUGCCUUAUUCAAUUCGAAAAGCGGAGAAGGAGGGUAGUGGAAGUGGUGGAAGGUUAUCUAGGAAGAGAAGAUUACGCCAAUUAAAUGAACAUUCCAUGGCUGAUUUUUUGGAAAUAUUUGCAAAACUCAUCCGACAUCUUAAACACAGGAGCGACAGGAAAUCAAUGGAAGAUAUAAGAAGAAUCAAUAAAGCUAUUGAUUUAGUUAUUGCUAAUGAGUCGUCCUCGCUGAGUGUUUUAAUCGAUAUGGUGUCGAAAUUUUAUGAUUUUUAUGCUGAUCGUGACGUUUUUUUAUCAGCGACACAUUUUGAUAAAAAGCAACUGGCAAAUGAAUAUGAAAGCGGUAUCAGUACAGUUAAGGAAAAGUUGUGCACAUUUCAAAAGCAACUGGUUGUAAAUCAUCCGCAUAUUAAUUAA